GCCUGCUCCUUUUACGCACCUGCAAAAAACACCAGAGCGCAAAAGCGCAGAACGCAUGUGAGCAGCCUCCUCUGGAGCGAUGACAUUUCGGUGGAGAUGAAGUAACCAGCUUGGUUUGUCACAGAGCUGCUUGCAGUAACUGUAUAGCUCACCCACCCUGCGCGCAAUGGCACGGAGCGCUCCAACAGCUGGAGCUGGAGGCUGUCACCGGAUAAGUUUCAUGUCAGCUCGGACUAAGCGGCUCCAUGAUGGCAUCUGGUGAAUUCUCCACUGGGAAACGGUGACAUGUGUCCACUUUGCGUUUAAAGAGGGGGGCGCGCUCCGAAUACAGCACCAUUAAGGACUAUAAAUGUUAUAGGCCAGGCUGGGGGGUUUGGAGACAAAUGAGAGGGAAGAUGAAGUGCAAGGAGCAGAAAAUGGGACUACAGCCAACUGGACAUCUCAGGAAUGGUUUGCCAAGUAUCUCACCUCCCAUGUAACUGGGGAAAAGCCAUGGCAAUGUUUAGCAGUGCAGAGCGACUCUGGAACGAGUCGGACCGACCUGGCUGGGAUGAGAAGAAUGAGAGCUCGGACUCUUUGGGGGAGGAUGAGCGCAACUACUACGCCAUGCUGUACUCCCUGCUCAUCUUGGCCAUUGUGUUUGGGAACGUGUUGGUGUGCCUGGCUGUGCUGAGGGAGCGCUCUCUCCAGACCACAACAAACUACCUGGUGGUCAGCCUGGCUGUGGCUGACCUGCUGGUUGCCUCGCUGGUCAUGCCCUGGGCCGUAUACCUGGAGGUGGUUGGCGGCGCCUGGCUUUUCAGCAGACUCUACUGUAACAUCUUCGUCACGCUGGAUGUCAUGAUGUGCACUGCCAGUAUACUCAACCUGUGCGCUAUCAGCAUUGACAGGUACACAGCAGUGGUAAUGCCAGUCUUGUACAACACAACCCAUCGGUCGAGGAAAAGAGUCUUUGCCAUGAUUGCUACAGUGUGGGUCCUUGCUUUCGCAGUGUCCUGUCCCUUGCUGUUUGGCUUUAACACCACAGAUGAUCCUUUGGUGUGCUCUAUUUCAAACCCUGACUUUGUGAUAUACUCCUCCGUGGUGUCUUUCUACCUGCCGUUCAUCGUCACUCUGCUGGUAUAUAUCCGAAUCUACGUCUUCCUCAGGAUGAGGAGGAAAAGGAUCGCCUUCGGACAGGCAAGCGGAAAAGUUCAGCCUGGUUCCACUCAGCCUUCAAUGGAGACGUGUCUGCAGGAAGAAACUCCUAAGGGAAGACAAGACUUAUCACCUAUAAGGAUUAAAGUGCAGAGUGUUGAACCAUCAGGUCCAUCCAAGCCCAAUCUGCUCUCAGGCUUCCUGUGGGGCAAACGCCCAAAGACCGGACCAGUGGAGAACUCUGUGCUGCCCCCAGUGGACACACAAAACUACUGCAGCAUCAGCCAUGCCUCCUGUGGCCGCACUGACUUGGAUCUGGAGCAGGACCAAAGAGGGCAGGAUGCAGUGGACAAUGACCAGGAACACCCUCCUGUCAGGAUGGGGUGCGAGGUUAAGGAUCUGACAAAUGGUCGGACGCACACGUCGCUGCGGCCAAUGUCUCAUUCUUAUACCAGCCAACGAUUCAGGAGCAUGCACGCUCGGGAGAAAAAGGCAACUCAAAUGUUGGCCAUUGUGCUUGGGGUGUUCCUCAUCUGCUGGCUGCCUUUUUUUGUGACUCAUAUCCUGAAUACCCACUGCAGGACGUGCUACGUGCCUCCUGAACUUUACAGUGCUUUCACCUGGCUGGGAUAUGUAAACAGCGCCCUAAACCCUGUCAUCUAUACUACCUUCAACAUUGAGUUCAGAAGGGCCUUCAUCAAAAUCCUCAGCUGCUGAGACGAAUAAAAUCAUGUCAGGAGAUUAAAUUGGAGACCAUGCUGCGUGCUUGUGCAAUAUCUCAGGAUUUGCGUAUUUGGUAAACUGUGACCCCAGGAUAAACUUCAAUGGAGGAAAACAAACAGCUAUUAAAGGAUGCGGGAAGCAAUAAAUGUAUUUCAAAGCUUGGUUUUUAUUUUCAACAGUAUUAUUCCUCAUAAAAUACCUUAAUUGUUAUAUGCAGACUGUCUUGAAGAGCACAGUGUGUUCUCUUUUAUUUUAGGGGAUUUGUCUUGUAAAGUAUUCUGUAUUUACCUUUCAUCGGUACAGCUCCAUAGUUCAUGAUAUAAAUCUUUAAGCCUUUAGGAGCCAAAAUGGAGCCUUAAGGCUGAUAAAUGGAUAUAUGGGCCUGUUCAUCUAAAGGUCUUCUGAAUCCACAUCAUGUGGAUUAAGUAAUGUUACUCAACUCUCCCACUCAGCCCCUCCUUCAUCUCAAUGACCUUCAGGUACUCACCUGCGCAUGCACGGAUCGAAAUUCACUACUACUGUAUGUAUUAGAAAUGUGCCCAUAGGACAGCGCUGGUUCCUGCCAAGACACAAAGUCAUUUUGGAGAUUUUCAUAUGUGCAGCAGCCAUUGUGCUCAGUGUGGACUCAUUGAAAUAAAAAAAGGAAAAUUAAGUGUUAAAACCCUUUUUUUUUUUUUAUUAACUGUAUUUAUUUGCAAUCUCUUCAGCCUCUGCAGCAGGAGUGCAGACUAGGAGCAUUUUUGCCAUGGACAAAUUA
This is a messenger RNA of Cyprinodon variegatus (sheepshead minnow), 2617 nucleotides long. RefSeq names its product dopamine receptor D3 (gene drd3). Gene Ontology annotation, molecular function: dopamine neurotransmitter receptor activity, coupled via Gi/Go; G protein-coupled receptor activity. The record is from RefSeq and is a predicted model, not a curated record. The coding region runs from base 448 to 1854 and encodes 468 amino acids. The transcript is spliced from 9 exons. NCBI's taxonomy places the organism in Eukaryota, Metazoa, Chordata, Actinopteri, Cyprinodontiformes, Cyprinodontidae. Gene Ontology annotation, cellular component: membrane. Gene Ontology annotation, biological process: adenylate cyclase-activating adrenergic receptor signaling pathway.